CUUCACUUCAAGUUCAACAACUCUGCUCUGUUUGCUAUCAAUAAUAAAACUGCAGAGGAUGAGGAGUCUGAUUGUGAAACCUUUGACCAAAUGUUCUGGAAGUUGGGAUUUUCCAGCAUGAAAAAAUUCUUCAAAUCCCUUAACGAGAUGGAAACCAAGAGCUUGUCUCUGACACAGGAGGUCCUAAAAGAGCGGCAACAGCUAGAAGUGCUUGUGGAAGGCCUCCAGCCCCAAAUAAAUGCUGGUCUGACAAAUCUGGAUGAAAUCAAGAAAACAAGAGCUGCUUUACAGCAACACAAGGCUGAAAUGGAUGCAAACAAGGAUUUUGAAUAUGAACUACAAGUAACUGUCCCAAAACAGAUUGAAAACAAAACAAGCUCCUUUUUGACCAACUGCCAGACUUGUCACUUCACAUGUCAUGAUGCAUGUGUUUAUGCAAAUGACAGUGAUAAAUAUAAGUGCUGUGCGAUGAAAGAUGGAAAGUGUCAGGUCUGUCCAGGAAAGUGUGCAUGGAAUGUGCACUUCAAUCAAAAAUACAAAUGGACUUAUGUCAAAGAAAAGAGAAAGGGAACCUAUCAGGGUUUAAAGAAGCGAUUUGAGGCUGCACAUGGACAGGUCAUGUCAAAUGAAAAGAUCUUUGAAGAGCUUGAAAAGGAGCUUAAGGAUGUUCAGGGUAUUGUUGCUGGAUUAAUUGAAAAAUCUCAAAAGUCCUUGGAGCGACUGCAGGAAAUUGCUCUCAAGCCCAAUCCUCUUUCCACCCCUGACUACAUUGAUCUGAUGAUUGAGUCUGAGAAACAAGAGGCCAAGCCAGGAUUUCGAGAUCGCAUUCAGUCUUUAAUGGAAGUCAGGAAGAAGGCAGAGAUCAUCAGUAAGGUUUCUACAGGAGACGUGCUUCCAAAAGAAUGGGAUGCAUAUACAUCCCAGAAAGAUCACACUUCUGAGCCAAGCAUCUUCUACAGGAUGCAGGAAGGUUUAAGGAAAUGGUUCAAAUGA
Messenger RNA from Sinocyclocheilus grahami, 993 nucleotides. RefSeq lists its product as uncharacterized. The annotation marks the transcript as partial. The record is from RefSeq and is a predicted model, not a curated record. Lineage: Eukaryota; Metazoa; Chordata; Actinopteri; Cypriniformes; Cyprinidae. The transcript has a single exon.